AGUCUCUCUGCUUAGAAGCCAUCAGCUGGAGAAGAACGAACCAACUUGGUGGGAAAGAUGGCGAGAGGAGCUCGAAGCUUACGAAAGAUCGCCGCUUGUGUGAAGCCACCACCGUCCGCGUAUAGCCGGGACGCACGCUCCGGGAGUCAUUUCAGCAGAUACCUACCAUCUAAUGGCAUCCCGAUGACGCCUCUCCCUGCCCUGCUGGGCGCCACCAUGCCUGUCCGCAGCGUCGUCUUUCCCACCCGUGCCUUCUUCAACAUUGCCAACACUUUCUCCAAGAGAAGAGAAUAUGCUGAAAGGCGCAUUAUUGGAUAUUCCAUGCAACAGAUGUACGAAGUGGUGGCCAACGUGGCGGACUACCGUCACUUCGUUCCCUGGUGCAAGAAGUCCGACGUCAUCUUCCAGCGAAGUGGAUACUGCAAGGCCAAACUCACCGUUGGCUUUCCACCAGUGACGGAAAAUUACACGUCCCUUGUCACCACAGUCCGCCCUCACCUGGUCAAGGCAGCCUGCUCGGAUGGCAAACUGUUUAACCACCUGGAGACCAUUUGGCGCUUCAGUCCCGGCCUGCCUGGCUACCCUCGCACUUGUACUGUGGACUUUGACAUCUCCUUUGAGUUCCGCUCGCUCAUCCACUCGCAGCUGGCGCACGUGUUCUUCGACGAGGUGGUGAAGCAGAUGGUGUCGGCGUUCGAGCGCCGCGCCACCACCGUCCACGGCCCCGAGACGCCCAUCCCACGCGAGCUCAUGUUCCACGAGGUGCAUCACACGUAGCGACGCUUUGACUGAAGAGUGGAAACAAAAAUAUUAACAAAAGCAGUGACUCAUGUUCUACCUAACAACGCCAGUGCCUUUCUCUUUUUUUUUUAUUUUUUAUUUUUUUUUUUGUGCUUUGCAUAAAUCUGGCCAAAGAUUCCAGCACAGAUUUAGUGCCGGAACAGGCAAACCUCGCACAGUCCGCUCGUCAAUUCCAUCAUGAUCAGCGUCUUGUUAUAAGCUCCGCCCACUGGAGGUGACAGGUUAGGGUCAAGGCAAUAAAACCUUUUGUCGGACACAAGAGACCACAUGGGAAUAUAACGUCUCCCCAUUUCAUUAGUUUAGUUCAAUUUAAUUGGAAUGACUGCAACAAGGGUAGCAAUCUUUUUCUUAUUGGGGCCAGUUCAGGUAAAAUACAAGAUAUGUAUAGUUUUUUUUUAGUAUUAUGAUGGGUAAUGAGAAUGUGAGUGUUAAAUGUUUUGCGGCUUUUGCCAUGAGGGGGAGAAAACAUGCAAGUUAAUUUGUUUCUUUGUAGUAAUAGUUUUUAGGCCAAAUGAAUCAAUUUGAAUGAUUUGAUGUGCUCCAUAACUUAACAUAUUUUGCAUUUUAUCUCCUGCUGAAAAUCCUACAGAUGUCUUAAGAAUCCAUGACUUAAAAAAAAGUCAUCAAUUUAAAACGUAGAGAUCCUGAUUGCUGUCAAAUUUUUGAUGAGUUUCAAUUAUAUCUGCCUUGAAGAGAUUCAUACUUGCAGAAAUGUAAACAUUCAGUACCUCCUCUCCAGAUGCUCGAGUUCUCUUUAUGCUUCUAUGUUAGCUCUGUAUACUUCCAUUGAGUUCUCCAUCUGGCACACCGACUGACUUUCACACUCGACAGGAGUUCAUGUUUCAUUUGUUUGUAAGAAUUGUCCAGUGGGCUGGAUCAAAUGCUCAAAUGGGACAUAUAAGUGCUGCAGGUUCUCCACCCACUGUGCUACGACAGAUAUGUUUUGUGUUGGAUCUCAGUUACUGACUAAAGCUAUUUCCAUGCUGGACUAAAGAAGUGCAGCAUUGUACAGUAUAUAGUAUUUUAUGUGCAAUAUCAGAAAACCUUUAUUUUAUUUCAUUGUAUUUUUCUAAGUAACAUCAAAAAGCAAGCCAGUAUGUUUGCCCGCUCGCAUAUUUAUCGUUCUUUUUAAAAACCUGCCCAUGUAUUUAUUGAAAUGUAAAUAUCACUUCAGGUUGUUUUUCAAAGAGGAAAAAUUGUGUGCGUGUUUUUUAAAAUAAGGGGCUGAUUUUGUGUUUUGAAAAUAGAAUUUGCAACAAUACGUUAUCAGCUGCAUGAUGUAUAAAGAUUUUUUUUUCUAAAAA
This is a messenger RNA of Syngnathus typhle (broad-nosed pipefish), 2105 nucleotides long. RefSeq names its product coenzyme Q10B (gene coq10b). NCBI's taxonomy places the organism in Eukaryota, Metazoa, Chordata, Actinopteri, Syngnathiformes, Syngnathidae. The transcript has 5 exons. The coding region runs from base 58 to 777 and encodes 239 amino acids. Gene Ontology annotation, cellular component: mitochondrion. Gene Ontology annotation, biological process: ubiquinone biosynthetic process; cellular respiration. Gene Ontology annotation, molecular function: ubiquinone binding. The record is from RefSeq and is a predicted model, not a curated record.